This is a messenger RNA of Eucalyptus grandis, 1130 nucleotides long. Its product is annotated as 40S ribosomal protein S2-4. The coding region runs from base 74 to 889 and encodes 271 amino acids. Gene Ontology annotation, molecular function: RNA binding; structural constituent of ribosome. The record is from RefSeq and is a predicted model, not a curated record. Gene Ontology annotation, cellular component: ribosome; cytosolic small ribosomal subunit. NCBI's taxonomy places the organism in Eukaryota, Viridiplantae, Streptophyta, Magnoliopsida, Myrtales, Myrtaceae. Gene Ontology annotation, biological process: translation. The transcript has 2 exons.
CUUCUAGCCUCAUCCAUCAAACCCUAGCUCAUUUGCUUCCGCACCGCACCCUCGCGAACCCGAGAAAACCACGAUGGCCGAGAGAGGCGGAGGAGACCGCGGCGGCUUCGGCCGUGGAUUCGGCGGCCGCGGAGGCCGGGGCGACCGGGGCCGUGGCCGCCGCCGCGCGCCGCGCCAGGAGGAGGAGAAGUGGGUGCCCGUCACCAAGCUCGGCCGCCUCGUGAAGGAGGGCAAGAUCCACUCGCUGGAGCAAAUCUACCUCCACUCGCUGCCGAUCAAGGAGUACCAGAUCAUCGACACCCUGGUCGGGCCGUCGCUCAAGGACGAGGUGAUGAAGAUCAUGCCCGUCCAGAAGCAGACCCGGGCCGGGCAGCGGACCCGUUUCAAGGCCUUCGUGGUCGUCGGCGACAACAGCGGCCACGUCGGGCUCGGGGUCAAGUGCAGCAAGGAGGUGGCCACCGCCAUCCGCGGCUCGAUCAUCCUGGCGAAGCUGUCGGUGAUUCCCGUAAGGAGGGGAUACUGGGGGAACAAGAUCGGGAAGCCGCACACCGUGCCGUGCAAGGUCACCGGCAAGUGCGGGUCGGUCACGGUGAGGAUGGUGCCGGCGCCGCGAGGGGCCGGGAUCGUGGCGGCUCGCGUGCCGAAGAAGGUGCUCCAGUUCGCUGGUAUCGAGGACGUGUUCACCUCGUCUAGAGGGUCUACCAAGACUCUCGGAAACUUUGUGAAGGCAACCUUUGACUGUCUGCUGAAGACAUACGGCUUCCUUACUCCGGACUUUUGGAGGGAAACACGAUUCACAAAGUCUCCAUUCCAGGAGUACACAGAUAUGUUGGCUAAGCCCACUGGGAAAGCACUCAUUUUGGACGACGCCGAGAGAAUCGAUGUCUGAGCUAGCAUUUCGGCUGUUAAGAGUGUCUAGUUUUUGUUAGUACUUUUAAUUUGUUUAAGAUGUCAUGUUUUUCCUUCUGAGAUACCAUGUUGCUACCUUAACGGUAUAACUAGGCACUGCUUCAUUUUGUGCUUUUUGUCUUGAUUUUGAUGAAGGUUGAAAUACUGUGAUAAAUCUUUCAGAUCUUCAUAUCGAGUUGUCGUUCAAGUUAUAAUUGUCUCGAAAGAGCAGGUCUUUUUGA